CCGGCCACGAUGAUGCAAACCUUGAUUUAGAACAGCUUGGCUGAAAAAAAAGCCCGCGGAGAGGAACGAAGGAAAAGAAGCCGACUCCCCAGCGGAGCUCCAGGUUCUCACGCUUUAUGGACGGGCUGCCCUUGCUCGCCUCCUUCCCCGCCUCCUUUGGACUCUCGUCUGGCUGCUUCCUCCUCCUCCUCCUCCUUGCUGGACUCUCCCCUUCCUAAGUCCUGGGAAGGGCUGCCGAGGCCCGGACGGGAGAGCUCCGGAGCUCCAAGCUUGCUUUGCUUUGGCUUGCUUUGCAAACGACCCGGGACUUUUUUUUUUUUACCGACACGCGUUGGCCAAGAUCAUGGGGAGGCCGGCAGAGCGCCGAGACGGGCCUGGGCUUUGAUCCAAACGCUUGCAAAGGAAGAAGCAGCGCUUCCCCCGUGCAGCAGCAGCAGCCCCGGUGGGCUUCUCCCAUGGCUGGGUUUCUGGAAGAGGACGACGUCCCCCUCAUUUUAACCUUAGAGGAGAGCAGGAGCCGGAGGGGCGAGCCGGAGGGGGUCCCCAACGAAAAUGGAGUCAACUAUGACGAGAUCCAGGAGAUGUCCAGCCCAGCGACUGGAAACCGAUGCUCUCAGUGGGACCGUGGAAGACGAAAUUGGGAAAUGAAUUAUCAGGAGGCUGCAAUUUACCUACAGGAAGGCGAGAACAAUGAUAAAUUCGUCACUCAUCCCAAGGACCCCAAAGCCCUGGCUUCCUACCUCUUUGUUCACAAUCAUCUCUUCUAUCUGAUGGAGCUAACCACGGCUCUGUUGCUCUUAUUGCUGUCUCUCUGCGAAGCCCCCGCAGUAGCCAUAUUCCGCCUCGGCAUUUACGUCCACGCCACCCUGGAGCUGUUUGCCUUGACAGUUGUGCUGUUUGAGCUCUCCAUGAAGUUAAGAUGGCUGGGCUGCCAUACCUACAUCCGGCACAAAAGGACCAUGGUCAAGACCUGCGUCCUCUUCCUGCAGUUUGUGGAAGCGGUCGUGGUGUUGGUGCGCCAGACCUCCCACCUUCGGAUCACCCGAGCCUUGCGGUGCAUCUUCCUGGUGGAUUGUCGCUAUUGUGGAGCGGUGAGAAGAAACCUUCGUCAGAUUUUCCAGUCUCUUCCUCCCUUCAUUGAUAUUCUACUCCUUUUGCUUUUCUUCAUGGUCAUCUUUGCUAUUUUGGGAUUUUAUCUGUUCUCUCCAAACAAAUCGGACCCCUAUUUCAACACUUUGGAGAACAGCCUGGUGAAUCUUUUCGUUCUUCUCACUACUGCCAAUUUCCCUGACGUGAUGAUGCCUUCUUAUGCCCGAAACCCGUGGUCCUGUAUCUUUUUCAUUGUGUAUCUUUCCAUCGAGUUGUAUUUCAUUAUGAAUUUGCUCCUGGCUGUCGUCUUUGAUACCUUCAGUGCCAUUGAAAAAAUGAAGUUCCGGUCACUCUUGCUUCACAAGCGCAUGGCCAUCCAGCACGCCUACCGCCUGCUGGUUAGCAAACAGAGACCCUCUGGGAUUGCUUUCAAGCAGUUUGAUGGCCUGUUGCGCUUCUACGCGCCCCGGAUGAAUGUUCGGGACCGUUAUCUGACUUUCAAAGCACUGAGUCAAAGCAGCAGCCCUUUAGUCAGUUUGAAGGACAUGUACAGCUUCUACGAAGUGGCUGGUUUGAAAUGGAAGGCAAAACGGAACCGGGAACAUUGGUUUGAUGACCUUCCUGGGACGGCUUUCCUUAUUUUUAAGGGUAUUAACAUAUUAGUGAAUUCUCGGGCUUUCCAGUAUGGCAUGUAUGUUCUGGUGGCCGUGAACGGUCUCUGGAUUCUAGUGGAAACCUUCAUGUUGCGAGACGGAAUCUUUUCCCGAGACGUACCCUGGAGUUACAUCAUGUUCCUUACAAUCUACGGGGUCGAAGUGCUGUUGAAGGUCACUGGCCUGGGACCUAAAGAGUAUCUCUCUUCUGGCUGGAAUCUUUUCGAUUUUGCUGUGACUUUGUUUGCGUUCUUGGGUCUCCUGGCACUGGCGUUCGAUAUGGAACCCUUCUACUUCAUUGUUGUGCUGCGGCCUCUGCAGUUACUGAGGCUGUUUAAACUGAAGAAACGUUACCGCAAUGUCUUGGAUACGAUGUUUGAACUUCUUCCUAGGAUGGGCAGCCUAUGCCUAACCCUACUCAUCUUCUACUACUGCUUUGCCAUUGUUGGCAUGGAAUUCUUCUCUGGGAAACUCUACCCAAACUGUUGUAACACCAGCACGGUGGCCGACGCCUUUCGCUGGGUCAACCGCACCGUUGGGAACAAGACUGUGGUGGAGCAAGGCUACUACUAUCUCAACAACUUCGACAACAUUUUGAACAGUUUCGUGACCCUCUUUGAGUUGACGGUAGUCAACGAUUGGUACAUCGUCAUGGAAGGGGUGACCUCAGAAACUUCUCACUGGAGUCGUCUUUAUUUCAUGAUUUUCUACAUCGUGACCAUGGUGGUGAUGACAAUCAUAGUAGCUUUUAUACUGGAAGCAUUUGUAUUCCGCAUGAAUUAUGCCCGCAAGAAUCGGGAUUCAGAAGCAGAAGACAGCGGGAUCGUGCUGGAGAGGGAGAUCUCCAAGGAAGAAAUUGGGGGCUUAGCCGAGACCUACGGGAGGCAAGGCGACAGCUUGGCAGCUAGCCAACUUCUCAAGGUCAUUUCCCAAAUGGACAGGCACCGGCAAACCACCAUGCUGUUCCUGGGCCGGCGUUCGAGGACCAAAACUGAUUUAAGUAUGAAAAUGUAUGAAGAAGAGAUUCAGGAGUGGUACGAGGAACAUUCCAGAAGAGAGGAACAACCGCAUCCUUGGCAGGAAGAUGAGGAGUUGCUCAACCAGACCUUCCUCCCUCCUGCCCUCCGGCAGCGUUCGCAAACUGUCAUCUGAACUUGGUUGACCGAAAGCUCGUUCUCCUACGCGUUCAGCCUGGGUUUGGCGACACGGGGGCCUCUACAGCCUCCCCUCAAUCAGAUUUUUCUUUGACGGUCCUGAUCGCUUGAGAUUUCAUUUCAUCUCAUGAGAGAGUUGACCAUUUUUAUUAUUACUAUUUUUAAUUUUUGUCUCCUCCUUUUUCCUUUGAGCGUGGGGGGGGGGUGUCUGGAAAGACUCUUGACCUUGCAGUUAUUGCCAUGGGAGAGUCAUGCAAAGUCCUUCCUGGUUGAAGGACCACUGGACCUUCUUUUUGGAGAAGACCGGUGUGUUUUGUCCUUGUUGCCGUUGGGUUCUUUGGCGAAACGCUGGUUGCUGUGGCGGAGCUGGGGUAGAGGGUUGAAAGCUGGCCCUGUUUGCCAGCAAACAGGGUGCCCAUCCUGGCAUAACUGCCAUGCCAUCUUCCAUCAGCAAUUGAGAUGGGCUAGAAAAGGCCAGAAAGUAGGUUGAAUCGCCAAGCAUCGACAACAUUGCUCGCUCUGUAACCGUGGUGCACUACAUGCAGUUGAGUGAAGUAAUGCAGAUGUAUUUUACACCACCCCUUCGUUUCCCCCGCCCUUUGUAGUUCAUCAGCAUCUAUAAAGACUGCUCGUACUCCAGUAAUUGCUUAGCAGUUUUUUACCAAAACAUAGCAAGGCGCUCGGGCAGGCAACGGAACCCAGGACCAAAUGAGUUUCAGAGCAUCUUAGCAGAAAUGGAUUCUUGCUUUUGUGAGAUCCUGAAUGUCUAAGACUCUUAUCCUGCUCACAGACUCGGUCCUGUGUUGGCAUAACAAUUCUUCCUGGGAUCUGAACAUUUGCAGUGCCAUCUACCUGGAGCUAAGAACAGCAACGGCCCAGAAGUUAACCUAGCAAGUAGGUGUGGUGUUAAAUCCUGAAGCAAUCCUGCCCGGUAAUCAGUUGUAUUAACUCUUAAACGCUGCCAGUGGGCAUUGUAUGAAAGCCCCUAUGCCGAUAAGGCAUUAUACGAAAGCAAUAAUUCUUUCACAGAAAAGACAAACAUAAUCUCGGGAUCACGGUCUAAUCAGGUUUUUAUUGUGGAUUCACUUCUGCAGAAAUUCCUUAAUGGGUCACCCAGUCUUUUAGGAAGACCUCCACAAGAGAAACCCAACAAGCAGAUUGUGUAUUUUGUUGGGCGUUCUUUGCUUUGACAACACACUAUGCUUGUCUCGAUAUGCAAAGAAGGGUUCAGCUCAUCCAGGUUUGUCUCCAUCUGUUAAUCUUGAUUGCUAAUUAGCAAAUGGUAAAUGGAAUUUGCUUUUUUUUUCCUGCCAAUUUAUAAGCAGAAAAGACAGGGUUCACCCCCCUCCCCUUUUUUUUUUCUUUUCUUUGCCCCUUCUGUAAUCUUAGAGGACAGCAAACCUAGAAUAAUUAGGAAUUUGUUUUCUUAUGUCUGCUAACUCUCUGGAAUAGUUCUUCAUUUAAAAACGACAAUAUUAUUUCCAUGCUAAAUCAAUAAUGGGAGAAGGGUUGGCUUUGUACGAGCUAAAUUUGUUUUCCAGUUGGUUAGUUUAUUUUAUUUCAAAUAAGGGGUGGGUGUGAGAUAAACAGUCACAUAAAUGAAAUUUUCCUGUCUUUCUUAAGCAGCUCGUUCUACGCUGGUAUCUCCCAGUUCACGUCCCUAAGAGCUAAAUUAAUGGCUGUGGAAGAUUGCAGUUGUAGUCUUAACACUAUAAGAGGACACCCAGUUGUGGAAAUAAGAGCUCCUGCACCCAUGAUCCUGAUCGUCUGUUUUCUUCCUAAAAAGAAUGCAAAUAUUUUAUAAGGUAGAUGGCCACAAAUUCAGAAUUCCUGGGCUGUGGGACGACUCUGGGAGUUGAAGUCCACCAGAAGGUUGCUUUAAGGACCUUUAAGGAGAGAAAAAGGGCAUUUUAAAAAAAAAAACUACUAUUGGUUCAAAAGGGCAUUAUGUGACCAAUUCAGGGAAAGUAUUUCAUCCUGCUAUAUUGAUCAGGUUUGCUAAUUCUUAAAAAAAAAAAAAA
Messenger RNA from Crotalus tigris (Tiger rattlesnake), 4917 nucleotides. RefSeq names its product two pore segment channel 1 (gene TPCN1). Gene Ontology annotation, molecular function: voltage-gated channel activity; monoatomic ion channel activity. Bases 456 to 2894 code for a protein of 812 amino acids. Gene Ontology annotation, cellular component: endosome membrane; lysosomal membrane. Gene Ontology annotation, biological process: monoatomic ion transport; transmembrane transport. The transcript has 27 exons. Lineage: Eukaryota; Metazoa; Chordata; Lepidosauria; Squamata; Viperidae. The record is from RefSeq and is a predicted model, not a curated record.